CUUUACCAAUUUACUCAGCCAUUACUUCUCCCAGUUCGAACUCUGAGAAAAUCAAAAAAACCCAAACCUGAAAAAACCAGAGAAAAAAAAACCAGGUGGGCCCUUCAAUUGUCGAGCUGAGAAGAACGAAGGGCCUCAGAAAAUCGGGAUAAUUUAAUCCAAGGAAAGAAAAAUGGACGAUUACACGAGAGAGAUGAUGGAUUUGAAAACCUUGGUCACUCGUACUCUCGAGAAGAAAGGCGUCCUCGCCAAGAUCCGUGCUGAAUUAAGAGCUAGUGUUUUCGAAGCGAUAGAAGAGGAGGAUCGAGUUGUUGAGAAAGAAGAAGGGUUGCCUCCUGCACUUUUGGGUAGCUGUAACGAUCGUGCGAAACAACUCCACAACUCUCCUUCGGGGAGGCUUCUAACUGCAUUGAUAUGUGAAUACAUGGAUUGGGCUCAAUUAAACCAUACGCUGAAAGUUUACUUACCCGAGUGUAAUUUGCCGAAAGAGUCUUGGAAAACAGAGUUGAAAGAUUUUAGCAGCAAAAAUGGCUACGAUCUCAAUCGAAACGGAGAUAGCGGGCCAUUGCUUUUGGAUGUUCUUGAGGGGUUCUUGAAAUACGAGAAUUUAUCUCAAGGAAGGGGUAGUAACAGAAGAAUGAACACCCCAGAAACCGAAUCUUUAUCGAAUUUGGACCCUCGAAAUAUGAGAAGAACUUCUGCUUCGUCAGUUGUUGGGGGUUUACCUCCACUAGGAAGGGCACAUCCCUCUUCACAAUCAUCUGACCGUCGAGGUGGAUCAUCUUCGUCUGGAUAUAGGAAAGAUGAAUAUAAUUGGAGACAUGAAAAUGAUGAACUUCCUGAAGAUGUAGUGCGUGCUUCAGCUGCUUUGGAAAAUCUGCAGUUGGAUAGAAAAGCUCGUAACUUAACCACUUCAUGGAGGCAUGCAGGCGAUGGACAUUCGGAUGAAACCAGCUGAGUAGACGACAUUUAGCUGUUACGAUCUUUGACUUAAUUUGGGUGAUUUUUGUUUAUCCAACGGUGUGUGUUUUCUAUGUGACGGAAAACCGUUUUUUUUUUAAUCUAAGAUCGAUCAAUAUAUGCUUGUGUAUUUGCAAUUUUUUUUAACUUCACAUUCACUUUUUUACCCCAAUGCUGCUGUUAUUUGUUUUCACUUUUUUCUUUUACUGUAGGGUGUGAAGAUAAUUAUUGUAUUUAUAUAUUACUGAUUAUUGUUUUUAGCUAAAAUGCAAGGCUUAUUGUUUAAUUA
Erythranthe guttata (spotted monkey flower) is the source of this 1249-nucleotide messenger RNA. Its product is annotated as protein TONNEAU 1a. Gene Ontology annotation, molecular function: protein binding. The record is from RefSeq and is a predicted model, not a curated record. Lineage: Eukaryota; Viridiplantae; Streptophyta; Magnoliopsida; Lamiales; Phrymaceae.